AUGCUCCCGCAAGAUGUCCUCGGGCCACUUCGAGAAGUCUUUGAUCACAACGCAUUUGAGCUUCGGGUUGUUGACGACGUCAGCUGGCAGAUCUCGACGAACAAAGGCGACGACUUGGGAGAUUUCCGGGUGGGCAAGGCAUUGAACAAGGGCCUCGCCGCCAAUCAUCCCACUGGCUCCUACAAUGAGAACUUUCAUAAUGGCGAUGACACAGCACCAACUCGAAGAUAA
Molecule: messenger RNA, 231 nt
Organism: Colletotrichum truncatum
Lineage: Eukaryota; Fungi; Ascomycota; Sordariomycetes; Glomerellales; Glomerellaceae
Source: RefSeq, a predicted model, not a curated record